Messenger RNA from Pan troglodytes (chimpanzee), 5010 nucleotides. RefSeq names its product G protein-coupled receptor class C group 5 member C (gene GPRC5C). Gene Ontology annotation, cellular component: extracellular exosome; signaling receptor complex; plasma membrane. Gene Ontology annotation, molecular function: protein kinase activator activity; G protein-coupled receptor activity. The transcript is spliced from 6 exons. The record is from RefSeq and is a predicted model, not a curated record. NCBI's taxonomy places the organism in Eukaryota, Metazoa, Chordata, Mammalia, Primates, Hominidae. Bases 1283 to 2641 code for a protein of 452 amino acids. Gene Ontology annotation, biological process: G protein-coupled receptor signaling pathway.
AACACUCCGGGCCGCCCGCCCCGCCACCAGCUGGCUCCGACCGGCGCACCGCUGGCGAUCCCCCAGGCAAUUCGGCGUCAUGAGAACCGGCACCCCGAGACUCGGCGCCCUGCCCUCCCUCCGCGUCUCCAGGGCCCUGGCCAGGCCCAACAACCUCUCCCUCCUCCGUGCGCCUCAGCCCCUACGGGCCUCUGGCGCGGGCUAACUAGGCCUCGCUGCGGGCCCCCAGGACUGCGCACCCCAUCCCCCGCGAGGCCAGCAGCCCCGGGGGAAGGCGGCCGGAAAAUCUCUUGUUUAUCGGGCUGGAUAAGUCCCAGCCUGGAUUCGCUUCCCAAUUUCUGCGGUCCAGCUUCAGCAGAUUCCUGGGGCCGGAGGGGAAAGGGUGGCAACCCACAGAUCCACCCCGGAACAGGGAGUGGGGGGUGGGGCUGGUGGGAACCUGACCUCCUGGAAAGGACGGACUCGGAGUCUGGAGGGGACGGACUCGGAGUCAGAGCCAACGUGUCCCGGAGCGCAGAGACCCAGGGGGUCGCGCUAAACACUGUACCUCGGGGAACAAAACCGUGAAGGCUAAUUAGGACAAGUCGGAGCAGGGAACGGGGACGCCGGGAGGGGAGCGCGCGCUCCGAGUUGGGCAGAACCUGGAACGGUCACAGGAAACCCGGGCGCGGGGUAGUCGGGCCGAGGGGGACCUUUGCCUACGGUCCAGAGUGGUCUGGACUCGGCCCACGCGUGAGAGGAGCGCUUGGUGACGAUCCCACGUACGCUUGGUGACUGGUGGAGGUCCCAGAGAAGCACCGUGCGUGCAAAAGGCGAACCUCGGUGUGCGGUGUGUCCACGUGUGCAAGUUGGGGAGGGGAGGGGGCGCAGAAGGCGUGACAAAGACGGACUCUGCCUUGAGUGUGCGCCUCGCUCCGGCCCGCUCCCAGCGAACUGUGCCUGAAGUGUGUCUCACGGGAGGGCCAGGACGAAGGUGACAAAGGCUAGGUGUCCCCCACGGAGACGCGCCAAGGUAGCCCCGCGCGUGUCCGUAGGCGCGCUCUCUGGAAGACGCGGUGGGGGGUGCGCAGGGCUGCACCCCCACACCGCUUGCCCCGGCGAAGGCCGAGCCCAGAAAGUGAGUGCGCGUGAGUGUGCGCGCGCCCGCUUGCGGGGGCGUGGCAGUCAACAGCAACAACCCACACGCCGGCAGGGCCAGAAACUCCCAUCUCCCUCACCAGCCGGAAAGUACGAGUCGGCUCAGCCUGGAGGGACCCAACCAGAGCCUGGCCUGGGAGCCAGGAUGGCCAUCCACAGAGCCUUGGUGAUGUGCCUGGGACUGCCUCUCUUCCUGUUCCCAGGGGCCCGGGCCCAGGGCCAUGUCCCACCCGGCUGCAGCCAAGGCCUCAACCCCCUGUACUACAACCUGUGUGACCGCUCUGGGGCGUGGGGCAUCGUCCUGGAGGCCGUGGCUGGGGCGGGCAUUGUCACCACGUUUGUGCUCACCAUCAUUCUGGUGGCCAGCCUCCCCUUUGUGCAGGACACCAAGAAACGGAGCCUGCUGGGGACCCAGGUAUUCUUCCUUCUGGGGACCCUGGGCCUCUUCUGCCUCGUGUUUGCCUGUGUGGUGAAGCCCGACUUCUCCACCUGUGCCUCUCGGCGCUUCCUCUUUGGGGUUCUGUUCGCCAUCUGCUUCUCUUGUCUGGCGGCUCACGUCUUUGCCCUCAACUUCCUGGCCCGGAAGAACCACGGGCCCCGGGGCUGGGUGAUCUUCACUGUGGCUCUGCUGCUGACCCUGGUGGAGGUCAUCAUCAAUACAGAGUGGCUGAUCAUCACCCUGGUUCGGGGCAGUGGCGAGGGCGGGCCUCAGGGCAACCGCAGCGCAGGCUGGGCCGUGGCCUCCCCCUGUGCCAUCGCCAACAUGGACUUUGUCAUGGCACUCAUCUACGUCAUGCUGCUGCUGCUGGGCGCCUUCCUGGGGGCCUGGCCCGCCCUGUGUGGCCGCUUCAAGCGCUGGCGUAAGCAUGGGGUCUUUGUGCUCCUCACCACAGCCACCUCCGUUGCCAUAUGGGUGGUGUGGAUCGUCAUGUAUACUUACGGCAACAAGCAGCACAACAGUCCCACUUGGGAUGACCCCACGCUGGCCAUCGCCCUCGCCGCCAAUGCCUGGGCCUUCGCCCUCUUCUACGUCAUCCCCGAGGUCUCCCAGGUGACCAAGUCCAGCCCAGAGCAAAGCUACCAGGGGGACAUGUACCCCACCCGGGGCGUGGGCUAUGAGACCAUCCUGAAAGAGCAGAAGGGUCAGAGCAUGUUCGUGGAGAACAAGGCCUUUUCCAUGGAUGAGCCGGCUGCAGCUAAGAGGCCGGUGUCACCAUACAGCGGAUACAACGGGCAGCUGCUGACCAGUGUGUACCAGCCCACUGAGAUGGCCCUGAUGCACAAAGUUCCGUCCGAAGGAGCUGCUUACGACAUCAUCCUCCCACGGGCCACCGCCAACAGCCAGGUGAUGGGCAGUGCCAACUCGACCCUGCGGGCUGAAGACAUGUACUCGGCCCAGAGCCACCAGGCGGCCACACCGCCGAAAGACGGCAAGAACUCUCAGGUAAGCGAACUGACCCAGAGAGGCCAGGCCAACACCAACCAGGUUUUCCUAAGACUCUGACGUCCAGCAGCCUUUCUCCGUGGCCCACCCUGGGCUCAGUCCCCACAAAGUAAAACGAGAUGGUAGAAGCCCUCUUCCCGGGACUGCACGGCAUCCUGAUCCUCAUUCCUCUGUACCCAGGCUGGACCGGGCCCAGCACCUUUCCCAUCCUUGUCAUUGGAGCUGGGAGGGGCCGGAGGCCACCGACCUGAAGCAGUGGACCGAGUGGGCCCCCCUGAAGCCCUGAGUGUGGGACUGGAGCACCUAGGGCCACCUCCCUUUCCUGCCCAGCCCAUCUUCCUGGUCCCCAGGUGGCUGCAGCUACAAGGAGCUGUCCGCGGGCCCCCAGGCUGCCUCCGACUCCCCUCUUGACACGCCCCCCUCCCCCCAAAUCAUAGUCCCUGUGUCCCCAAGCUGUGGUUCUUCAGAUUGCCUUCUUCCCCUCUGUGAACAACAGGCCUCAGUGCCCCAUCUUGACUCUGGACCUUCCUGGCCCUGCCAUCUUGGUGUCUGGCACUGGCUUGUCCCACCCUCUGCCUAGAUGGAUCUCCUCCAUGAGUCUUUGGAGCCAAGCCAGGGCAGAAGUUGGCCCUUGCCCUUCUCACCAGGGCCUCCUGCCACCACCUGGACUGUGGAAGGCCACUGAGAUGGGGGCAGAGCUCAGCCCGAGGCUUGGGCACACUGCUUCUCUCCACGGCCUGUGGGUCCCGGAUCUGAGCCCCUGGGGUGUUUCACUCAAGAACCCCUGAGCCAUCCCCAUCUUCCACAAAGCAGUUUCCACAAGCAAGCCAGGGCCAGCCCUGCCUGCACUCUGCCCGCAGUGCCCCUCACCAUCUGGGAUGAGGAUGAGCCUGCUGAGAUGAGGGCAGCUCUCUCCAUCCAGCAGUACCUCAUGGAGUGCUCACUAAGGAGUUAGGAAUGGCCGGCCACGCUGGCAUCUGGGGUUCAAGGUGGCUCCUGUGGCAGGAACAGGUGUCCAUGGCCCUGAUUACCUGGAUCUCACAGGUUCUGGGAAUGCAGUAGGGGCCUGCUGUGGCUAUUCCAACAUCUCUGGUCAGGGCCUGGAAGUACCUUAGGACACAUGGGGUUGGGGUCAGGACUGCAUUCUCAGGGACCAGUGGAGAGCCCUGGACCAGAUGAACUGGAGUCUAGGCCUCUCUCGUGACUGGGACUUGUGGGACGUGGGAGGCCCGCGAGAUCCAGGACUAAAGAUUAUGCUGUUUCCUAAUGGGCAGAUAUGUAAGUAGGUAAGCGGGAUCCUCAGGUAAGCGGGAUCCAGAACUAAAGACUGUGCUAUUUCCUGAUGGGCAGAUGUGUUGUUUCUACCUCAUCUUGGGCAGCACCUGGAUAUGCUGGCGCUGGUUCAUCACUGGAGGAGCCUCUUGUAUUCUGAGCCCUCGGACAUGCUCCAGAGGGUCCUGACGGUCACCCAGCAAAGAGGGGGUCUUCUCAGGACCUCCAUGAUGCUGGCACCAAAGACAGAGAUGGGCACAGCUCCAGGCUCGUGAAAAUGAGCUCUCUAUAGCAUUGUCUUCCUGAGGUUUUUCCUGCCCUUAUCCAAAGUGGGCCCUAAAGCUCAGUCCCCAGCCCAGCAGCACCUCUGGGUGCCGGGGUGGAGGGUGACGACCAGAGCAGCUCUCUGGGGAGGUGCCCUGUAGUCAGUCCCACAGCUCGCCGGUGCUACUCCCAUCCCCAGCAGCCUGUGCCUUUGUCACUGGCGUACUUUUCCAGAGCUAAAUUGGGUGAGCGAUCCCUGCAGAGUAGGACUGCAGCUCUGACUGUGGCCCCCGACCUCUCUGUGUUGCCUGCUGAAGUCCAUGAACAGAAUGUUAUUUCCCUCCAGUGGAAGGGAAGCAGGGAGCUCUGUGGACCUCACGCUGCUCUUGGUCUAGCUUAGCGGCCCCAAGAUCCCUUAGUGAAUCAAGGCGCUGUGUUGCUUUCCUAUGUGAUAAUUUCAAAGGAGUCCCCGGCAGGGCCUGAUGCCCAGAGGCUGCAGUCUCCAGUGGACGUGGGUUUGUGUAUAGCCUGAGUCCUCUGGGGGUCUGCGCGUGAGGCUCAGGGAGGGAUGGGAUCCUAAAAGAUGCAGGCCUGCCUGUAUUCAGGAGUACCCACUGGCCCUGCUUACUCCCGCCCGGGCCAAGUGGAGAAGAAGUUAGAUGAGUUCUUAGGAGGAGAGAGGCAGCUUCUUUGAGGUGGUCGAGUGGCAUCACAAACAAGCGUUGAAUGGAAAAAAACUAGAAGAGGCAGAGCCUGUCACAGGUUCACCAUCAUCCAGCCAACACUAUGGGAAAUCUCACACCCACCACUGUCAAACCAAGGACUUUGGACUUAAUAACUGCUCAGAAUUAAACGACCUUACCUUCCAUGGGUGAGGGCUUACUGCCAUUGAA